GUCUAUAAUGGAAUAUUUAACACAUAUCCCCAAGGAAAAUGCCGCUGGUGCCACGAAAUCAAAGUAUGAAGGGCUUUCAUAUACCCAUCCGGUGAAAUACUAUGACUUUCAUAUUUAUUAUGUUCACCAUAAUGAGGAGUCUAGAACUGAAUCGGACAACCUUCGCCAACGUCUUUUAGACGACUUUGCCAUUGAAGGUAAAGAAGGUGCCAUAAUUGUUAAGAAAUUGCCAAAUGAUAAGGUCAUUGGCCCACAUAUCACGCAUUUCUGGGAGGUUGACGUUGUGCGUCCAGAAGUUUUCAUCAAGUUGUUAAGUUGGUUCCAACUUUAUCAUGGGAAUUUAUCGGUACUUAUCCAUCCUAACACGGGUGAGCCUCUCUUGGACCACACCGAUAGAGCCUUGUGGUUAGGACCACGAUUACCAGUGUUGCCACAAGUAUUCACACCGGGGGCUACCGGGAUCCCAGAGUAUGGGGUGAGACGAGGGAAAACCCUUACACCCGACACUUUUGAUCAACAUGAAAGUUCAUAUCAUGAAGAUUCAUAGAUACUAUCAUUUACAUUUAUAUAGAUAUGGAUAUACUGAUUCGGAAUUUUUUCUAAUAUAUUUUAUAUUUCCAUUCUACAUGUAUUGAUUCAAGACCACUUUCCUCUUUAUUAUCUAAUUAUUUGAAAACUUGUAAUCCGUAUU
Messenger RNA from [Candida] anglica, 691 nucleotides. NCBI's taxonomy places the organism in Eukaryota, Fungi, Ascomycota, Pichiomycetes, Serinales, Debaryomycetaceae. The record is from the annotation of a GenBank genome assembly.